Gymnodraco acuticeps is the source of this 2936-nucleotide messenger RNA. Its product is annotated as glycylpeptide N-tetradecanoyltransferase 2-like. Gene Ontology annotation, molecular function: glycylpeptide N-tetradecanoyltransferase activity. The transcript is spliced from 11 exons. NCBI's taxonomy places the organism in Eukaryota, Metazoa, Chordata, Actinopteri, Perciformes, Bathydraconidae. Gene Ontology annotation, biological process: N-terminal peptidyl-glycine N-myristoylation. Bases 209 to 1582 code for a protein of 457 amino acids. The record is from RefSeq and is a predicted model, not a curated record. Gene Ontology annotation, cellular component: cytoplasm.
AUUGCACGUAUUGUGUGCAGUUAUCUAUCCACUGGGUGGGAGUUGGGUUGGGUGGCCACCCUCCUCCCCUCACUGCUCGCCAAGAUAAGAGCUGAAAAACCACAAAUGUUUCAGAAAACACCCGAUCCACCCUCAACUUGUUCACCACAGAAACUUGUUGUACAGACGAGAGUAGGUGAAAUUACAUUCAAUAUUCAAGAAAGUCUGCAUGACAAUGUCUUUGAGUGAUAAGCAACCGACAGAGAACGAGAGUCUAAAACGGAGCAGAGAGAAGCAAAAGAAGGAAGAUGCCUGGAAACCAGAUGGACCCAAGGACCUUUUUUCUAUGCUGGACUCUCUUCCUGAGUCGAAGCAGCAGGAGAUCCAGAAAGCCCUCCACCUCUUCUCCUUGGGCCCAACUCUGCCCAAGACCCUGCAGCAGGCCAAAAAACACACGUACCGCUUCUGGGAAACACAGCCUGUCCCCAGACUGGGUGACAGUGUUGAGACUCAUGGUCCAAUAGUAGAGGGUGAAGCCAGUGUGCGUAUGGAGCCCUACUCUCUACCUCAAGGUUUCUCCUGGGACACUUUGGACCUGAGCAACCCCUCUGUGUUGAAAGAGAUAUGCACUCUGCUCAAUGAGAACUACAUGGAGGAGGAUGACAACACUAUGAGAUUUGAGUUCUCUUCGGUUUACCUACAAUGGGCUUUACAACCUCCUAACUGGCUGGCUCAGUGGCACUGCGGUGUGCGAGUAGACUCAAAUAAAAAGUUAGUCGGCUUCAUUGCUGCUCUUCCCGCAGAUGUCCGCAUUUAUGAGACGGACAAGCGGAUGGUGCAGGUCAAAUUUCUGUGUGUUCAUAAGAAGCUGCGCCUCAAGCGGAUGACUCCUGUUCUGAUCCGAGAGCUCACCAGACGAGUCAACCAGCAGGGGGUCUUCCAGGCUGUCUACACAGCUGCCUUAGUGCUACCCACACCCCUGAGCUCCUGCAGGUACUGGCAUCGCCCUCUGAAUCUCCGAAAGCUGAUGGAGCUGAGCUACCCCGGUCUGAAGCAGAACUUGAGCCUGCAGAGAGCUGUGAAGUUCAACCGUCUGCCUGAUGUGACAAAGACCCCAGGUCUGCGCCGUAUGACUGAGGAAGAUGCUGCGGGGGUUCACUCUCUGCUGCAGGCUAACCUCGGCAAGUUCCACCUCAGCCCCAUGUUGUCUUUACGGGAAGUAGAGCACUGGCUGUUGCCGAGGGAGAAUGUGAUCGACACCUAUGUUGUACAGGGUGAUGACGGCACACUGACCGACAUGGUGAGUUUCUACAGUGUCUCCUACAGGGUGCUGAAUCAUCCUGUGCACACUGACCUGAGAUCAGCUCAUCUCCUUUACGUUACCUCGACCGCCACAGACCCGGUCGACCUCAUGGAGGACACGCUGGUCCUGGCUCAAACUAAACGUUUUGACAUCUUCUUUGCUCUCAAUGUGAUGGAUAACCAGAGUUUCCUGGAGAACCUCAAGUUCAGCAUCAGUGACAAGAGCCUUCAUUACUACUUGUACAACUGGAUGUGUCCUACUAUGAGCCCAGACAAGGUGGGCUUGGUGUUGCCCAACUAACCUGCCACUAAAAGGAGACAGAGUGAAGAAGAUGAAUGGAACACAGUGAUUUGCAGGAAAUUGGGAAUCAAACUGCAUGCCCAGCAUUGAUGACGUUUAAAAUGUUAACAGAGAAACUGUAAAACUGAAACACAGUCAAUAAAAUUAAAAUAAUUCCAUUUGUUUUCAUCACCCGGAUGUCAGCAAUUUACUGGGUUCAGUGUUAUUGUGACAGGAACUUCUGCGUGCAUGCCACCUAAUAUCAAAGCUACCAAUACACUGAUUUGAUUAAAGAACAAGGUCAUUUAUCAUUCUCACGUAAUGCACAUAUAAGAUUACAAACUGCCAGACGUCAACGCAAUCAUCUUAAGCCACAUUAAACAUCAUGUGAAACAAAAAUCAAUAUGCAUGCUUUUGAAAAAUCAGAAAGCAUGUUUUUAAAAGUGUAACCCUUACACGCAUUAUAAAAAAGCUACCAAGACAAGAUGCUUUAGUAUUUAAUGCUCUUACAAAUAUAACAUCUGUCUCUUCCAAGUCAGCUUGUCACUCUGUCUUUGUGUAACUUUACAUGGAGAAGAAGAAGAAAGCUGAUCUAUUCACAUAAUUUCAGAGUAUCAUGCUUAUUUCUGACUGAACCCAUUUUAGCGUAUUUCUCUAGUAACAAUAUUAUCAUUGUUACUACAGAAAGAGUAAUUUUUACUAUUCAGCAGGAACUGAUUACUAGCCAUAAAUCCUCGAGGUACAAACGUUGUCUAAAUACAAACAGCAGGGGGCAUUGCGACCUUAACAUUAUUGCGAUCCUUUUUAAUGGUGUUGAUAAACAACAACAGAUGGAAUGUAGAUGUGGGUUUUCUCCGGAAGUUUUUCCUUGUACGAUGUGAGGGUCUAAGGACAGAAGGUGUCGUAUUGUCAUACUGAUAUUCUGUACAAACUGUGAAGUCCACUGAGACAAAUAUAACAUUUGUGAUAUUGGGCUAUAUAAAUAAACAUUGAUUGAUUGAUUGAUCACCUGCUUUGCAUGUUAUUGAUGCGUUUGAUAAUCACAAACAUAAAUCCAGUGUGUGUUAGACAGAGAGCAAAUAAAGCCAUAGAAAGAUAGAUAACAGGUUUAUUAACAAAUCUACAUUUACGAUGCUUUCAAGGGCUGUUGAAAUAAAUCCUGCUACUACGAAUAGCCUGCAAGUCAAGCUAACACAACUAGAAUCGUGUUAUUGUACAUGUAGCUCUCGUGUAGAUGAUGCAAAACGAAAAUGUUACUGUCGAUCAGUAGUGCCCACUGCCCACCCAGAUUGUCCUUCGCCCUAGAUGGUACAAAGAUAAAUUUAAGGGGUCAAACAUUCUUCAUGUGGAAAUAAAGAAGAAAAAAUGAAAUCAA